AUGCAUUAUAAAAUCGAAAGAACCCUGCCAUAUCCUCAACGACGAAUGAGAAAAUACUUUGGUUCGCUAUACCCUGCAUGUCCUCAGCAGGCGGCAUCGUCAAGAUGGACGACAAGGCGGCUCGACUGCAUCGCAGAUAAACGAAGACAGUUCCACAUGAGGAACCUCUUUUUCGCAUACAAAUCUUUUGAACUCAUUAAAGAAAGGCGCACUAAUAUGGGUCGUCGAGCAUUGACCGCACAGGAAAAAGCGGAACGGCAGAGGCAACGGCAGGAAGCACUCCAUGCGAAACAGACACUGCGACUUGUUCGGGAGCAUGCUCUGGAUCCACAUCUACGCGUGAUCGUUGAUCGUGCACUGCCUAUAUCAUCCGCGUCACAGACCAUUGCAGCUACUAUAGGUUCGUUCGGGUCCAAUCGACCGUACGCGAACGAAGAUCACAGUCCUGUGGAUCCGCCAGCGCGAGAAAGGCACGCAACUUCAACGCCUUCUGAACUGCCAAGUCGUCCGGGGCCAUCGACCGUACAGCGAGACGAAGGAUCCCACAGUUCGCCGUUGAUUGCCAAGCUCUCCGCCCUUGAUAUAAGGGGUGAUGCUUCGACACGGCCAAACGCUGCGACUCACGGUCCAACCGACCUCAGGCCCGUCCCAGUACUGCCACCUAUUUUACAAAAUGACGAGCACGAUCAUAGUCAUUAUGAUGCCCAAAAUCCUCCGUUCGAUGCCGAUACCGAAGUCUCCAUAUCCGAGGAUUGUUCCGCAGCAAAAUCGGUAAACCCAGUAUUGUCGUCGUCCAGUCCGAUGCAUCAAUAUGAGUAUCCCGUUUCCGAAUUGGCAAGUCCCUCUUCACAAAGGCCAAAUGCACGAGCCUGGUUCACGUCAUCAUCGGCUCCGUCAGCUACUGACCCCCACGACCCGGAGACGUCAGAAAGCGCGGACUUUCUACGCAUACAGAGCGGCGUGUAUGAAAAAGUAUUUCGGUCAUUCUUUGCUCGUGAAUGCGAGUGUCCACGUUCAUGCAAGAUUGCCGAGCCCGAACGCGCUCAUACACUUCAAGAAAGAACCGAGUACAUUCAGCGUUCUCUUCCGCCCUUACACUCUGUCUUCGAUGACCUUGGGGCGCAGACACGUAACCCUCACGGCUCCUUUUCCAGAUGGGAGAGCUUCCUCUCCGACCAACCAUCAGAGCCGCUUUCCUUCCGCAAGACACAGGCUUCCCUCACCCCAGAAUCAGUGACUAUUACGCGCCAGUGGGACGUUGACAGUAUCUGGUUUGGGGCCAAAACUCUUUCAGCCAUCCGGCCUCCCAACCAGUUCCGCUUGUCAUUCUUCCCGUCACAUAAGAGCAACAUCUCCACCAAUCAAAUCAUUCAACCUCAUGGUCUAGAUCUGGCACAUACGCGGCAUACUUCCACCGGGUCAUUCUCCUCCGGCAACGUCCGCUUCAACGUAAUUGUGUUUUUCCCUAAUGGAAGUCGCUCACCUGCACCGGCUUCUAUGAAUAGUCUUUCUCUAGAUCGAUUCAGAGAUUUGUAUGACGAUAUCAUCAUACCGGCGGCCUAUGAAACAUUACCAGACCACGCUCAGCAGGAGAUUCCUAGUUCAUAUGACCUUAUUUAUGCAAAAUCUCGUGCCUACCAGGAGAAUCCGGGAGCUGGUCGUUGGGUCGCCGAUGACGAGAGCCGAACCUUUCGCCUAGCCUAUAGUGUCCCUGCCGAAUUUCUUUCACGGUUCUGGGCGUCAGUCGUGCAGAAAGCGAACCUUCAUCGGAUUGAAACGCGUCGAGGAGAGACAGUCGCUUAUUACCAGAAUCCCCGCCUACUUUUCCAGGCUCACGACCUGAAGAACGUAUUUGCACGACCGAACCUUCAAGAGAGUCUAGUUUUGUUCCGAGACAACAUUUUGGCUGGCCUCGACCCGGAACAACUUGCUUUACAAUCAUGCUGGCUCGAUGUGGGGAUGCGUGACCAUGUUAGCAGACAGCGUCAUGGCCAGACACUAUCGCAGAAUGACCAGCAAAGUCACCAUGAGCCCUGGACACUGCUCUGGAAAAGCGCCUGUUGUCGUCACCUUCAUGGACGACUUAGUGCUAUAGCGCCGGAGGCCCCCCUAGAUGCCAAGUACUACCGCUCCUCUCUUCUCCGGGACGCUGGUAUUUACUACGCCAAGGCGAAAUCGACCAAGUCGUCAGGCCCAGGUCAUCCAGAGUUCAAGUCACCCGGCAUCAUCCGCGCAAAGGCCUAUAACUGCAAGAAAGAGCUCUUUGGGGUUAUGUUCAAUGACUAUAAACUCUUCAGUUCAGGUUCUUUGCCACUCCUUGCCUUUGAUGAAGGAAUGUUCAACGACUUAGCUGGCAUGAAUCAGAAUCGCCAGCGUGCAUUCACGCCUCAGCUCAGUCGCUCCCAUAUAAAGCGCGCUUGGGAGGCAAACAAGCGGCAUCUAAGGGCCAUAUCAUCUGCUCGACGGUAUCCCAAUUUCGGAAUCCGUAAAGAAGUCACAUUCCGACUCAACGUCAUCCUUGCCAUGUUGGCCGACGGUGCAUUUCAGCCUGGCCAGGCUACCCAUACUGGUCCUAUGAUACAGGAGAUCAUGCUCGAUCCUACAUCUGAUACCCAGCACUACCCCUUCUGGAUAGUACCUACUCGUAUGAUGAAUGAUUUUGUUUCCACACAAGCUGCACGAUUCAUUCUCCCUCUCGACGACAUAUUCCAAGAGGCAACAAGUAAAGCGGCUGAGCGCUAUUCUUCUUCUUCGCUCAAUCCUAUCCGACAGAUACUCGCCUUUUAUACUGCCCAACUCUUUUGUCGUCUACUUAUUUAUGCUCUUAGCGAUGAAGAUGAGGAGCAGCAUUUCGACAACUGGAUAUGGAAAUCUGUUUGGUCGUCACAUCGAUUGGCAGCACGGUCAUCUCUCGCUUGA
Fusarium redolens is the source of this 2919-nucleotide messenger RNA. RefSeq lists its product as uncharacterized. The record is from RefSeq and is a predicted model, not a curated record. Bases 1 to 2919 code for a protein of 972 amino acids. Lineage: Eukaryota; Fungi; Ascomycota; Sordariomycetes; Hypocreales; Nectriaceae. The transcript is spliced from 7 exons.